AUGUGUGACGGAAAGCGUUCACUGGAGGGGUUGCCGUUCCUUCCCGGUUAUACUUUUCAAGAUCCAACACUAAGUAAUUUUCAUCUCAGCCAUACACUGGGAUACAAGAAUGGUUUCCAAGUUCCUAAACCAUAUCCAGAUGUUGGUAUUGGUGGAAAACCUUUAUACAGAAAUCAAUUAACUGAAGCUGAACUUAAUGAAUUAGCUAGUUUCCAACCAUCAUUGACGUAUGGUAGAACAGUCCAAGCACCACCACAAAAGUUUGUGCCCGCUCAUGUGGCACUCGACAAAAUGGUGCUUAAAUUCUUCGGAUACUUUAAAGAAACAGUCACUGAGUCUCCACUGGAGCACUACCGUGUGCGAUAUGUUCAUAUAUUUUAUUUUUUGGAGGAUGAUAGUAUGCAAAUUACAGAGCCACCCGUUAACAACAGUGGAAUUCCGCAGGGUAAACUUGUGAGACGACAUCGUAUUCCGAAAAAUGACGCUGGUGACCCAUACAACUGGAGAGAUCUCAAUUUGGGAACGAAUCUGGCAGUCUACGGAAGAGUUUAUCGCAUCACAAACUGUGAUAAAUUCACUCGGGAUUUUCUAGAAAGCGAAGGGGUCGAGGUGAACCAACCGGAGCCGGAACCCGUGGAUCCUUACUUGGAAAUGCGUGCCAACCGAGAGGCGCUAAGCCUGAGCAAAACUCCGUCUUCCUAUGACAAACGGCGUCAGUAUUUGGAACAGGAUCACAAAGAAAUCAAGGAGUACUUUGCACCGAAGGAUUUUCGCAUCGGCCAAUCAAUCACAAUCUUGGGUAGAAAAUUCUUCCUCUACGACUGCGACAAUUUCACCAAGGCAUGGUAUUACCAAAACUUUGGACUCACGGAUUUAAAACCGAUCGAUGUGUCCGUUAAAGAGCCAGAGCCCAUAAAAAAGGAAUUACCUCCAUACAAUGGCUUCGGGAGUCUGGAAGACAGUUUGGCCUCCAUGAAAUCUUUUAUGCCUCAUCCACCGCGAAUGGAUUAUGCCAAAGCAGUGGACUACGCAACUAAAUGCUUGCGAUAUGAAGCGCGCUUAGACAGUGUCAGACCUGAGGAUGCUCACAGACGGUUUAUUCUUUCCUAUCAUCUGUCUGACGACAUGAUUUCAAUCUAUGAGACACCACAGCGCAAUUCUGGCUUCCCUGGAGGUACAUAUCUUAAAAGAGCUCGGAUCGCAAAGCCUGGAAGCAGUGUGGAGAGUCCCGUCUACUACGGGCCGGCUGAUUUCUCGCUUGGAUCCAGGAUUGAAGUGUUUGGCAACCGGUUUAUCAUAACUGAUGCAGAUGCUUAUGUGAUCAAAUUCCUGGAGGCCAAUCGUAAUCAGUUCUCAGACGAACUCAUUCACUGUUGGCGUGCACGUAUAACGGAGAAAGAUGAAGAAGACAGAGCACGCGAGGCGACUAAGCAAAAUCGAAUCAAGGGAGGCCCCGUGACAUUGAAGCGACAGGAUGGUGACGUCUUGGAUCUGAAAAACGAAGUGAAGACACAGCUGAAGAAAAUGGCCAUCACAGACAAGUCUCGAAUCGAUGAAAUGUUUCUGCGUUAUGACAAAGACCGUCUUGGAUUUAUUGAUCUGGAGAAUCUUAAGGAUAUGUGUCGAAAGAUGCAGUUGCCACCGGAUGAGGAGGUCCUAAACGCGCUGCUGGAUGAAUGUGGAACCGAUGGGCGCAUGACGUUGGAGCAAUUCCGUCAAUUCUUCGAACUGUAA
Dicrocoelium dendriticum is the source of this 1734-nucleotide messenger RNA. The record is from the annotation of a GenBank genome assembly. NCBI's taxonomy places the organism in Eukaryota, Metazoa, Platyhelminthes, Trematoda, Plagiorchiida, Dicrocoeliidae.